Neopelma chrysocephalum (saffron-crested tyrant-manakin) is the source of this 1987-nucleotide messenger RNA. It is a transcript of the gene DNAAF11, whose product is annotated as leucine rich repeat containing 6. The transcript is spliced from 13 exons. Gene Ontology annotation, cellular component: cytoplasm. The coding region runs from base 46 to 1578 and encodes 510 amino acids. Gene Ontology annotation, biological process: outer dynein arm assembly. The record is from RefSeq and is a predicted model, not a curated record. NCBI's taxonomy places the organism in Eukaryota, Metazoa, Chordata, Aves, Passeriformes, Pipridae. Gene Ontology annotation, molecular function: protein binding.
GCGGCCGCGUCCGGUAAUGGCGGCGGCGGCGGCGGAGGGGCGGCCAUGGUGCGGAUCACUGAAGAUCUUGUUAGAAGACGUGCAGAACAUAACAACUGUGAAAUUUUUUCACUGGAAGAAAUCUCUUUACAUCAGCAGGAAAUAGAAAAACUAGAGUAUCUUGACAAAUGGUGUCGAGAUUUAAAAAUUCUCUAUCUUCAGAAUAAUCUCAUUCCAAAAAUUGACAUUUUUGGGAGUGAUGAAGAUUGUUGCUACCCUAUUCCCUCUUUACCCCCUUUUGGUAUUCCAAAGAGGAAAUGUUCCCCACUCACUGUGAACCUGCUAGUUCCAAUAGGUCAUGGUGAAAAUAAUACAGAAAAUGUGAACAAACUAAAGAAGCUGGAAUAUUUAAAUGUAGCUUUGAACAACAUUGAAAGAAUUGAAAAUCUGGAAGGCUGUGAAGAACUGAAGAAACUUGACCUGACAGCAAAUUUCAUUGGUGAACUCUCCAGUAUUGAAUCCCUAAAACAUAACAUACAUCUGAAGGAACUGUUUCUAACGGGUAACCCAUGCACUGAAUUUGAAGGCUAUAGACAAUUUGUAGUGGCAACACUUCAUCAAUUAAAAUAUUUGGAUAGUAAAGAAAUAGAACGUUCAGAGAGGAUUAAAGCACUUCAGAAUUAUCCAGAAGUGAAACAGAAAAUCAGAGAACAGGAACAAGUUUACCUUCUCAAAAGGGCCAGAGAAAAGGAAGAGGCUCAAAGAAGGAUGCAAGAAAGAAAGGACAAGAAACAAAAACAAAUGGAAUCUAAGCUUGGAUUUGACAGCCCCGAUUCCCCACAGGAGAAAGAAAACCAUCAGGCAGAAGGAGAUGGAGAGCAGGAAACGUGCAGAACAGUUGAAGAUGAUGAAGAAGACAGAAGAUUUUGGGAGGAACCUACACCAUAUACUCCAGAAUCUAGAUUAGAAACUCACAGAUACAUUGAAGAAAAGCGGAGAGCUAAAGACAAUAUAAGGGAAUCAAAAAAGAGUGAGAAGGCUCCUUGGACAUUGGUCACUGCAGAAGGAAAAGUUCUGAAUGUGAAUGUGCCUAAGCUUCAUUUCUCUUUGAAAGAUGAUGAAGAAAAGAACCAGUUCAUCUUGGAACUUGCUGUUUACAGAUAUUUGGACACUUCUCUGCUUGAUGUUGAUGUGCAGCCAACUUACGUACGAGUACUGGUGAAGGGAAAGCCAUUUCAGUUUGUCCUCCCUGAGGAAGUGAAGCCAGACAGCAGCUCUGCUAAAAGAUCACAAACAACUGGUCAUUUGGUUGUCACCAUGCCAAAGGCUAAAGAAAUAAUCCUGGCUAAGCAAAAAGUUUCAGCUUCAGUUAAACAUUCUGACUGCAAUACACUGCAAAAAAAUGCAAGAAGGAGUGGAAAAGUUGAGAAGUUAGAAGUGGAUCCUAGUAAAUAUUCAUUCCCUGAUGUGACAAAGAUAAUCCAAGAAAAGGAACGAACUGGACAGGGACCUAUAAAGCUACAUCCAGAGAGGAUUACAGAAGCUAAGAAGAGUUGUGUUGAUUUUGAAAAUGAUGAAGAUGUUCCUCCCUUAAUUUGAAACAUUCUUAAACAGUCCCUCUAUAAUACGUCCUUAAACAGUCCCUCUCUCUCUCUCCAUAUAUAUGUGCAGUAUGUAUGCUUGAGUUGGUUUUGGAACCCUAUGUGUAAAGCAAAUAUAAUAGAGCUGGAGCUGGAAAUAUCGUUACAUUUCUUAUCAAUAACUUUUUUAUGCUUGUGUUUUUUGCUGAAUUUUCUGUUAGUAUAUUGCUAUAUAAAUUCAUUUUUCUACAUUGUUUACUUAGUGUGAAAUCAGAAUGGGAGUCAUAUAUCAGAGAUUGUAAUUUCUUCAAAGAAUUUACUGUCUGGGUUGAAAGAUGAUAUAUCAUUGUAGAAAAAGAGACAAGGAAGGAAGAAAGCACUUGUAACCAGAUUUAUGAUUAUUCUUAUUAAACUAAGGAUAGAAAAAA